Oryza sativa Japonica Group (Japanese rice) is the source of this 1184-nucleotide messenger RNA. The record is from RefSeq and is a predicted model, not a curated record. NCBI's taxonomy places the organism in Eukaryota, Viridiplantae, Streptophyta, Magnoliopsida, Poales, Poaceae.
CGCGCGGAUUGGGGAUAAAGCGGGGUUGGGGAUUGGGAUUAGGCUUAGCUCCUCUUUCGCUUUAGCCGCAGCUGCUUCGCUCUGCUUUCUCCGUAGGGUUUAUCCCUUUGCUUCUCCUCGUCUCCCUCCCCCUCGCACGCAAAGGCACAAAGCCCGGAUUCCACCGCCGGAGCCGACCCGCUUCGAGGCGAAUCGAGAGUUAGCUUUCCAGCCAGCAAUCGAGGAUGUCGUCGGUGCAGCUCUCCGGUGCCGGAGUCGCCGCGGUGGCCUUCACCAAGAAUGGCGCGUCUUCCUUCGACGGGCUCCGCCUCGCGCCGCCAUCUGUGCGAGUCUGCUCCUCCAGGCGCCCGUCUCGUAGCCUCGUCGUCAAGGCCGCCACGGUCGUCACCCCAAAGUAUACCUCGCUCAAGCCUCUGGGAGACAGAGUGCUUGUGAAGCUUGGUGCUGCAGAGGAGAAGACUGUUGGUGGGAUUCUGCUUCCGUCAACCGCACAGUCUAAGCCUCAGGGAGGUGAGGUUGUUGCUGUUGGAGAGGGAAGAACUAUUGGGGAUAAGAAAGUUGAGGUCAGCUUGCAGAUUGGGGCUGAAGUUGUAUAUUCAAAAUAUGCUGGGACUGAGGUGCAAUUUAACGACACCAAACAUCUUAUUCUAAAAGAGGAUGAUAUCAUUGGUGUUCUUGAGACUGAUGAUGUCAAAGAUAUGAAGCCCCUUAAUGACCGGGUUCUCAUCAAGGUUGCUGAGGCUGAAGACAAAACUGCUGGUGGCCUUAUUCUCACUGAAACCACUAAGGAGAAGCCAUCAAUCGGAACAGUUGUAGCCGUUGGUCCAGGCCCUCUUGAUGAUGAAGGCAAGAGGCAGCCAUUGUCAGUUUCAGCGGGCAGCACUGUGAUGUACUCCAAGUACGCAGGCAGUGAGUUCAAGGGAGCUGAUGGCACCAACUACAUUGUCUUGAGAGUAUCAGAUGUGAUGGCUGUCCUAUCUUGAGCUGUGAUUUGUUUCAAUUUUGAGUUCAGAAUAGACGGUAGCAGGUGGUAAUGGUUGCCAUGUGGUGAUCUUCACUCUGCGGAGAUGCUGUCUUUGAUAAUCCUAGAAUUCGAACGCAACAAUUUGCAGAUCUCCUACGGGAUCAACAUUCCACUGUGACUGAUUUUUAUUUAUAAAAGUUUGUUUUGUUUCAAGGCCUUC